AGGAGCAGUGGUCCGGGAAGAUUGAGAACAGCACCCACCCCAGGCAGGCGCGUGCUCCGCUGCGCGCGUGCGUUGUUUCUGAGCCCGACGCGGCAACCUGGCGCCAGGGCGCCGCCCGAGCUUGGCCCGCGCGCUGUGCGAAAAGCCAGGGACCCCGUAAAGGCGCGCAGCCCAGCCCCUGCGCCCAGGGCAUACCGCGGGGGUGCACAUGGCUGCGGAUUUCAGGGCGCAGAAGCCCCCAGGGGCGAAGAUGGGAAACGGGUGGAAGGCCACCCCGCCCCGCCUGCAAUAGCGCCCGCCGAUGAGUAGUUUUCGAAUUUACAAAAACGAGGCCGAUUUGGACGGGACGGAGAGGAAACUAUAGAAGCCGGAAGCGGCCGGGGGCCGCCCAGGAGCUGGCGAAAACAAGGGCAGGGCGCCGGGCGGGCGGGCGUUUCUUUGUCGCAGGGCGCCCGGAGGUUUUUGGCGCCCGGCGGGCCCGCUACCUGCAGCAAUGGCGGCGGCAGGCAUCGGGCGCAGCAGCCCGGGCGCUUUGGCGGGCCGCUCGUGUUUUGCGAGGGAGGUCGCCGGCGCCGAUGCCGCCCCGCCGCCCGCGGGCGUGCGGGAGUUGGAUGGCCGCCCCGCAAGAAGACGAAGGGGGCAGGGGGCGCGCGAGAUUUAUCGCCGCCGGAUCAGUCGCCGCCGCGAGCCCCAUCGACCAACGAACAUGGCUGGGUGGCGCAUUGGAUCGCGAAAAGCUGGCGCGCUUUCCGCAAAGUAAUGCAGCCGGCGCAACUGCCGCGCCUGUUCGGCAGCUGGUGCGCCGCCGGCCUUGGUUCGGUGCGCGCGCGCCGCGCCGGCAGGGUUUAGCGGGGUGGCUGAGUCGAUGGCGCCGGCGGAAGAGGUGGCUUGGGGGGAAAGCAAGGUGGACGGCGGAGAUCCUACCGCCGGUGGGCCAACUCCUGGGCCAAGUACUUGGAGCCCGCCGGCACCCGAGACGAUCCUAUCGCGCUGGUUUCUUCCGACGGGGCUCGGCGGCUGCAACAGU
Messenger RNA from Amoebophrya sp. A120, 1027 nucleotides. The record is from the annotation of a GenBank genome assembly. NCBI's taxonomy places the organism in Eukaryota, Dinophyceae, Syndiniales, Amoebophryaceae.